UUCGCGGAACACUACAGUACCAGUCCGCGGAGAUCUGAGGGCUACCUAUCAUACUCAAUGUGGAGACAACUUUGUAGGUCAUCUGUACGUUUACUGCGCUUUUCUUGGCCCACCAGAAGCCUCGGAUCUAGUGGUGCUAAAGACAGCAGACUAGCUUCAGUGCAACUACAAAACAAAGAUGUAGCUAUGCGAUGGAAUAACGACCGAGUGACCUUCCUGCCUUAUAUCUUUUUACGCGACAAUUGCCAAGAACCCGAAUCGUUUGACCAGGCAGCAAAACAACGUGUUUUCAACCCCGCAUUUGUCAUAGACCUCAACAUCAAAGCCAAACAUGUUGACAUGAGCAAAGACGGAAUGCAGCUUUGCGUUACAUGGCCAGAUGGACAUCGCAGUAGAUACUCUUCUGUAUGGUUAAUGGAGCAUAGCCAAGGUUUGCCUCCUGAAACGCCUAAACUUCCAGUGGAAAAGAGAUAUUGGAAGAGGGAUCAUAGUGUAGCAAGAUUUAACUUUAAGGAAAUAAUCAAUGAUGAUAAUGAUACUCCUUUGUCAGAAUUUCUGCUUCAGAUGGAGUCACACGGCCUCGUGUUGGUCGACAAUGUUGGAACUGAAUCGAAUCAAAUCAAACAGUUCUGUAAUCGAAUUGCUUACCCAAAACCAUGUGUUCAAGGGCGGGAUGUCACACAAGUACACACGAAACUCGAUGACGUCUCACCUUAUUUAAAUAUGGAAAUGCCUCUCUGCACUUCUCUUCCAUUCUACAAUUACACCCCUGGGGUUCAAGCUCUCCAUUGUAUUCAGCAGCUGUCUGGCAAAGUUCGUUUCUGUGAUGGCUUCAGGAUUGCUGAAGAAAUACGAGAGACAAAUCCAUCUUUCUUCCAACUGCUUACUCAGUAUCCUGUUCAUUAUGUAGACUCUGGGAACGACUUUAUGGAUUAUGACAUUGAGUCAUGGCAUGUGCCUAUAGGUCUAAACAGCUCUUGUACUGUGGAGGAAAUACACUUUAACAACCAGGCUCGUGGCUCGCAGUAUGUGUCAUCUCUGAGUAGCAGACUGCAGGAGUGGUAUGAGGCAUACUACACGUUCUCAUCUCUUACAGUUAGUCCACAGUUUCUAGUUGAGCUGUGCUUGGAGCCGGGUCAGAUGGUUGUGUUUGAUAAUCUUCGAGUUCUCCAUGGUAUGCCACAGGGAUGUCUGGAAAUGGCUUAUCUUGAUUGGGAUGAGAUGAGAUCGAGAGCCAGAGUUAUCAUGGGCUAACCGGUGAAACUUGUGGACACAGUUACUACCAGAACCAGAUAGUGAUUAUUUCUUGGACACAACUGGGUAGUGAUUAUGUUCUCAUUUUAUUUUUGGACACUAUAAAAUGAAGAUAAGCCAGAAAUAUGUUUGGUGGUUUAGCUGAGUAUCAUAUGUAUAGCUGCAUGUUUACCUCAGGAACUUUGGUUGUGUGUUGAUUGCAAAUGUCUUUGCAUCGAGUUGCAUCUCACUGCCAUGCAUAUGUAUAUUUAUAUUUGAUAGUUUUCUCUUGAUAUCUUGAAUUAUUUUCUAUUUAU
Molecule: messenger RNA, 1550 nt
Organism: Corticium candelabrum
Lineage: Eukaryota; Metazoa; Porifera; Homoscleromorpha; Homosclerophorida; Plakinidae
Product: gamma-butyrobetaine dioxygenase-like
Exons: 4
Coding region: 58-1254 (398 amino acids)
Biological process (GO): carnitine biosynthetic process
Cellular component (GO): mitochondrion
Molecular function (GO): oxidoreductase activity
Source: RefSeq, a predicted model, not a curated record